Cetraspora pellucida is the source of this 248-nucleotide messenger RNA. Lineage: Eukaryota; Fungi; Glomeromycota; Glomeromycetes; Diversisporales; Gigasporaceae. The record is from the annotation of a GenBank genome assembly.
AAGACACUUUUAAUAAUAUUUUACCAAUUCGACUACAUAAUAAUAAUCCUAAUAGACUUAUUACACCAAUUCAAUCUAAUCAAAAUAUAUUAUUCAACCAAUUUGAUCAACUUACCUCUAUAUGUAAGGCUUUAGGAUCUAAAAAAUCCAAUAAAAAAUUUCUACAAGAUCGAAUAUAUUAUGGUAAAAGUUAUAGAUUGUUGCAAACUAUUCUAAUAUUAGCAAUAGAGACAAAAACUAAUGAAGAA